This is a messenger RNA of Adineta steineri, 1252 nucleotides long. The record is from the annotation of a GenBank genome assembly. Lineage: Eukaryota; Metazoa; Rotifera; Eurotatoria; Adinetida; Adinetidae.
CUUUCGGCAAAGUGAUUGUCGGGGAAGUGUAGCGGACCCUUAAAUAGACCUACAAAAUAUUUAAGUGUGAUAUUAUGUCAAUCUCUGUUGUUCGACUUUUUUUAGAUAAAGACUAAUGACAAUUAAUCGUUAUUUAACAUAUCGAAUAAUAGAUACACUAAGUGAGCAUUGUUAUUGUAAUUAAUUCUAUGCAUUGUUUAUUUAAAUAUUAGAAAGAUCAAAAUCAAAUGAUGACGAUUAUCAAGAUUUUCAGACUUAUUUAACAUAUGAUCAAAAAGAUAAAAAUAAAAUAAAAUAUAUUUUACGACAAAUCGAUCUUGAAAAACUAACAGAUCUAGCUGAAUUUAUUAAAGAACUUUCAUGGUAUAAACAAUUUGAUCAUACUAAUCUAAUGUCACUUAAAGAUUGUUUUCUUUUUGAUACUAAACUUUACCUUCUUAAACCUUAUGCUCCAUUUGGUUCUUGUGCGGAUCUUUUAAAUACAAAUCCAUAUGGUAUACGCGAACAAUUAAUUGCUCACAUUCUAUGGCAAACUUUACAAGCUCUUCGUUAUCUUCACGACAGACAUAUCAUACAUCGUGCUAUUACUUCAAAAAAUAUAUAUCUUUGUGAUAAUGGCCGUGUUUUAUUAGAUAAUUUUUCUCAUUGUAUAUCCAUGAUAUCAUCAUUUGAUGGCAAAUUAAAAAGACAAAUAAAUGAUUACACAGCUAAAGCUAAAGAUCAACUAUUAUAUUUAGCACCAGAAGUUAUUUAUCAAAAUACAACUGGAUAUAAUUUAAAAAGUGAUAUAUAUAGUUUGGGUACAGUUGCAUGUGAACUUGCUAAUGGUACUAAUAUUUAUACCAAUAUGCUACAUGAAAAUUUAAGUAUGUUAUAUGCAAAAAUUCAAGGUUCAGAACCGAUUUUACUUGAUCAAACUCAAUUAACAAAUGAAAUCAUUACAUUUAAUAAUAAUAAUACAUCAUAUAUCGAAGAAAUAAAAAAACGAAAACAUACAAAAGAAUUUCAUUCAUUUAUUAAAUCUUGUGUAACCACACGUCUUGAACUAAGAUGUUCAUCCGAUGAAUUGCAUAAUCAUUCAUUUUUUAAAUAUCACAAAAAAUUAAAUCAUAAUCAACAUUUACUUUAUAAUGAAAUGGUAAAAUUACUUGAAAUUUAUAAGAAACAAGAUUCAAUUAAUACUGAAAUGAAAAAUGUUGAGGAAAUAUUUGUUAAUUCGACAAGUGAACAAAUGACAUCAUGGGAAUUUUGA